Molecule: messenger RNA, 4635 nt
Organism: Cephus cinctus (wheat stem sawfly)
Lineage: Eukaryota; Metazoa; Arthropoda; Insecta; Hymenoptera; Cephidae
Product: mucin-2
Exons: 3
Source: RefSeq, a predicted model, not a curated record
CCAUCGACUUCUGAAACUACUAAUAGUACGACUGUGACUGUUCCUACAACUUCCACUGAGGUAACGACGACUGAAUCACAAGCAACAUCUACUGAAACUACUGAGAGUAUCACUGUGACUGUUCCUACAACUUCCACUGCGGUGACGACUACUAAGACGCAGGCAGCACCUACCGUAACUGCUGAGAGUACUACUCCGACUGUUACUGCAACUUCUACUAUCGUAACCACUACUGAAACACAAGCAGCGCCUACCGAAACUGCUGAGAGUACUACUCUGACUGUUCCUACAACUUUUACUGUGCUAACGAUAACUGAGACACAGUCUGUGCCUGCCGAAACUACUGAGAGAACUACUGAGAGUACAACCGUGACUGUUCCUACAACUUCGACUAUGGUGACCACUACUGAGACACAGCCAUCGACUUCUGAAACUACUGAGAGAACUACUGAGAGUACGACCGUGACUGUUCCUGCAACUUCUACUGUCGUAGCCACUACUGAAACACAGGCAGCGUCUACUGAAACUACUGAGAGUACUACUCUAACUGUUCCUACAACUUCUACUGUGGCAACGACUACUGAGACACAAGCAGUGCCUGCCGAAACAACUGACAGAACUACUGUGAUUGUUCCUACAACCUCACUUGUGGUAACAACUACUGAGACACAGCCUGUGCCUAUCGAAACUACUAAGAGUACUUAUGUGACUGUUCCUGCAACUUCUACUGUGGCAACAACUACUGAGAGACAGCAAUCGACUUCUGAAACUACUGAGAGAACUAGUGAGAGUACGACCGUGACUGUUCCUACAACGUCUACUGUGGCAACAACUACUGAGACGCAGCCUAUACCUAUCGAAAAUACUAAGAGUACUACCGUGACAGUUCCUACAACUUCUACUGUGGCAACAACCACUGAGACGCAGCCAGCGCCCUCUGAAACUACUAAUAGUACGACUACUGUGCCUACCGAAACAACUCAGAGUACUACUGUGACUGUUCCUACAACUUCUACUGUGGCAACAACCACUGAGACGCAGCCAGCGCCUAGCGAAUCUGCUGAGAGUACUACUCUGACUGUUCCUGCAACUUCUACUGUCGUAGCCACUACUGAAACACAGGCAGCGUCUACUGAAACUACUGAGAGUACUACUCUAACUGUUCCUACAACUUCUACUGUGGCAACGACUACUGAGACACAAGCAGUGCCUGCCGAAACAACUGACAGAACUACUGUGAUUGUUCCUACAACCUCACUUGUGGUAACAACUACUGAGACACAGCCUGUGCCUAUCGAAACUACUAAGAGUACUUAUGUGACUGUUCCUGCAACUUCUACUGUGGCAACAACUACUGAGAGACAGCAAUCGACUUCUGAAACUACUGAGAGAACUAGUGAGACCAUCGACUUCACGUCUACUGAAACUACUGUUCCUACAACUUCUACUGUGGUAACAACUACUGAAACACAGCCAUCGACUUCUGAAACUACUGAGAGUACUACUGUGACUGUUCCUCCAACUUCUACUGUGGUAACAACUAGUGAGGCAAAGCCAACGUCUACUGAAACUACUGUUCCUACAACUUCUACUGUGGUAACAACUACUGAAACACAGCCAUCGACUUCUGAAACUACUGAGAGUACUACUGUGACUGUUCCUCCAACUUCUACUGUGGUAACAACUAGUGAGGCAAAGCCAACGUCUACUGAAACUACUGUUCCUACAACUUCUACUGUGGUAACAACUACUGAAACACAGCCAUCGACUUCUGAAACUACUGAGAGUACUACUGUGACUGUGCCUCCAACUUCUACUGUGGUAACGACUACUGAGACACAGCCAUCGACUUCUGAAACUACUGAGAGUACUACUGUGACUGUGCCUCCAACUUCUACUGUGGUAACGACUACUGAGACACAGGCAGUGCCUGCCGAAACAACUGAGAGAACUACUGUGAUUGUUCCUACAACUUCACUUGUGGUAACGACUACUGAGACACAGGCAGCGUCUACCGAAACUACUGAGAGUACUACUGUGACUGUACCUCCAACUUCCACUGUGGUAACAACUACUGAAACACUGGCAGCGUCUACCGAAACUACUCAGAGUACUACUGUGACUGUUCCUAGAUCUUCUACUGUGGUAACAACUACUGAGACACAGCCAUCGACUUCUGAAACUACUGAGAGUACUACUGUGACUGUUCCUCCAACUUCUACUGUGGUAACAACUAGUGAGGCAAAGCCAACGUCUACUGAAACUACUGUUCCUACAACUUCUACUGUGGUAACAACUACUGAAACACAGCCAUCGACUUCUGAAACUACUGAGAGUACUACUGUGACUGUUCCUACAACUUCUACUGUGGCAACCACUAGUGAAUCACAAGCAUCAUCUACUGAAACUACUGAGAGUACUACUGUGACUGUUCCUACAACUUCUACUGUGGCAACGAGUAUUGAGACACAGCCAUCGACUUCUGAAACUACUGAGAGAACUACUGUGACUGUGCCUACAACUUCUACUGUUGCAACAACUACUGAGACACAGACUGUGCCUACCGAAACAACUCAGAGUACUACUGUGACUGUUCCUACAACUUCUACUGUGGCAACAACUACUGAAACACAGACUGUGCCUAUCGAAACUACUAAGAGUACUACUGUGACUGUUCCAAAAACUUCUACUUUGGCAACAACUACUGAGACACAGCCUAUGCCUAUCGAAACUACUAAGAGUACUACUGUGACUGUUCCAAAAACUUCUACUUUGGCAACAACUACUGAGACACAGCCUAUGCCUAUCGAAACUACUAAGAGUACUACUGUGACUGUUCCAAAAACUUCUACUUUGGCAACAACUACUGAGACACAGCCUAUGCCUAUCGAAACUACUAAGAGUACUACUGUGACUGUUCCAAAAACUUCUACUUUGGCAACAACUACUGAGACACAGCCUAUGCCUAUCGAAACUACUAAGAGUACUACUGUGACUGUUCCAAAAACUUCUACUUUGGCAACAACUACUGAGACACAGCCUAUGCCUAUCGAAACUACUAAGAGUACUACUGUGACUGUUCCAAAAACUUCUACUUUGGCAACAACUACUGAGACACAGCCUAUGCCUAUCGAAACUACUAAGAGUACUACUGUGACUGUUCCAAAAACUUCUACUUUGGCAACAACUACUGAGACACAGCCUAUGCCUAUCGAAACUACUAAGAGUACUACUGUGACUGUUCCAAAAACUUCUACUUUGGCAACAACUACUGAGACACAGCCUAUGCCUAUCGAAACUACUAAGAGUACUACUGUGACUGUUCCAAAAACUUCUACUUUGGCAACAACUACUGAGACACAGCCUAUGCCUAUCGAAACUACUAAGAGUACUACUGUGACUGUUCCUACCACUUCUACUGUGGCACCGACAACUGAGACACAGCCAUCGACUUCUGAAACUAAGAAGAGUACGACUGUCAUUGUUCCUACAACUUCUUCUGUGGCAACGACUACCGAGACACAGCCUGUGGCUACCGAAACUACUGAGAGAACUACCAAGAGUACGACUGUGACUGUUCCUACAACUUCCACUGCGGUGACGACUACUAAGACGCAGGCACCACCUACCGUAACUGCUGAGAGUACUACUCCGACUGUUACUGCAACUUCUACUAUCGUAACCACUACUGAAACACAAGCAGCGCCUACCGAAACUGCUGAGAGUACUACUCUGACUGUUCCUACAACUUUUACUGUGCUAACGAUAACUGAGACACAGUCUGUGCCUGCCGAAACUACUGAGAGAACUACUGAGAGUACAACCGUGACUGUUCCUACAACUUCGACUAUGGUGACCACUACUGAGACACAGCCAUCGACUUCUGAAACUACUGAGAGUACUACUGUGAAUCUUCCUGCAACUUCUACUGUGGUAGCCACUACUGAAACACAGGCAGCAUCUACUAAAACUACUGAGAGUACUACUGUAACUGUGAUUCCUGAAUCGACAGAAACCAUGGAAUCAACUAAAACCACAGAAUUACCCGAAAUUGCAGGAUCAAAAGGAAUCACGGAAUCAACAGGAGUCACGGGAUCAACAGGAAUCACAGAACCAAUAGGAAUCACAGAGACAACAGGAAUUACGGGAUCAACACAACCGAUAUUUAUUAUAACCAAAUUUCCUGUAUAUAGUACACAGGAGGCGACAAAAACCAUGGAAUCAACUAAAACCACGGAGUUAAUCGAAAUCACAGAAUCAAUAGGAAUGAAGGGAUCAACAGAAAUCACGGAAUCAACAGGAAUCACGGGAUCAACAGGAAUCACGGAAUCAAUACAAAUCACAGAAUCAACAAGAGUCACGGAAUCAACUAAGACCACAGAAUCAACAGGAAUCACAGAGUCAACAGGAAUCGCGGGGUCAACAGGAAUCACGGAAUCAACAGAAAUUACGGAAUCAACCGAAAUCACGGAAUCAACAGAAACCAUAGAAUCAACUAAAACCACAGAAUCAACAAAAAUCACAGAAUCGACAGUAAAACCACGGAAUCAACCAAAAUUACGGAAUCAACAGGAUUCACAGAAGCAACCGGAAUCACGGGUUCAACAGGAAUCACGGGACCAACACAACCAAUAA